Messenger RNA from Suillus discolor, 1806 nucleotides. Its product is annotated as Haloacid dehalogenase-like hydrolase-domain-containing protein. The coding region runs from base 228 to 1718 and encodes 496 amino acids. The record is from RefSeq and is a predicted model, not a curated record. The transcript has 5 exons. NCBI's taxonomy places the organism in Eukaryota, Fungi, Basidiomycota, Agaricomycetes, Boletales, Suillaceae.
CAAUCGACGAUUUGAACGCGCAACAUAGUGAUAGCACGUAAAACGCCGAGACUCUCCCGCGGUCCCAGACGCCAGACCAAACAAACACCUGUAUACUCGCAACAGCUAAGCUAACCACUUCGGUCUUGGACUGCCUCUAGGCAUUCAAAUAGCCGAACCUGUGGAGGAAUAUACGCUCUAAUCGUGCCCCGUUUUUCAUUUUUACCUGCGACACCUACCUGAUCCUAAUGUCAUUUGCCUCGAGUUACACCACUCUCAUAUUCGAUAUAGGUGACGUUUUGUUCUCUUGGUCCCCCCAGACCAAAACCUCCAUAUCCCAAAACGUUUUACGUAAAAUUCUAUCGUCUCCCACAUGGAAUGACUACGAAAGGGGGAGAAUGUCCCAGGCUGAGUGUUAUGCUAGGGUUGGUGGCGAAUUCUCUGUAGACCCCACAGAGGUUGCUCGUGCAUUUCAAGAUGCUCGUGACUCUCUGCAGUCCAACGAAGAGCUCAUAUCGGUUAUUCGACACCUCAAAGCACGCUCGGACGGAACAUUACAUGUCUUCGCCAUGUCAAAUAUUUCGGCGCCUGACUAUGAAGUUCUUCGUACCAAGCCUGCCGAUUGGUCGUUGUUUGACGGCAUCUUCACCUCCGCCGAUGUGGGCGAGCGGAAACCUAACCUUGGUUUCUACAAGGCAGUAAUUUCGAGUACAGGGGCCGACCCCUCCCGCACCAUCUUCGUGGACGAUAAAAUGGAGAAUGUCCUCUCCGCCCGUUCGCUUGGAAUGCGUGGUAUCAUUUUCGACAAUACCCGUAAAGUCGUCCGUGCGCUUUAUAAUCUACUUGGAGAUCCUGUCGAAAGGGGCAGACAAUACUUGACUAUGAAUGCGAAGAAGCUCCUAUCCGUAACUGAUAACGGCAUUCUCUUACGGGAGAACUUCGCUCAGCUCCUGAUACUAGAAGCAACUGAUAACCGGAAUCUCGUCAACUUGACUGAUACACAUCGGACGUGGAAUUUCUUCCAGGAAAAACCAUUGCUUACUACCGAAGAGUUUCCCUUUGACCUGGAUACCACUUCCCUUGGGUUGACCGUAACGAACAGCCCUGAGGACGUAGCACACUCCGUCAUGGAUGACAUGCUUGACUAUAUUGACGACGAUGGGAUUAUUCAGACAUACUUUGAUCACCGCCGACCUCGCGUUGAUCCGGUCGUGUGCGUCAACGCGCUCACACUGUUCUAUUCUUAUAGACGUGGCCAUCAGCUCGAUCGCACCCUUCACUGGAUACGCGAGGUGCUCCUGCAUAGAGCUUAUCUCGACGGUACGCGAUAUUACGCAACACCGGAGUGCUUCCUUUAUUUCCUUGGCAGGCUGCUUGAAAUCAGCAGCGACGUCUACUUGGCGGUCUAUAUAAAACCACUACUGAUCGAACGUGUUCGGGAGCGCAUAGGGGCUGAUGGUGACGCUCUGGCGCUCUCCAUGCGCCUCCGGCUUUGCGCGUACCUUGGAUUGCGCAACGAUGUUGAUCUUCGUACUUUGCUUCCUCUGCAAUGUGAAGAUGGAGGCUGGGAAAUUGGGUGGAUCUAUAAAUACGGGUCCUCCGGUGUCAAAAUCGGAAACCGCGGUCUUACCACGUCCCUGGCCGUGAAAGCCAUUAUAGAGAUGCAGCAACGCUUCCCUAGUCCCCCUUCUACAGUACCCGCAAUUCCCCUCGUCAAGCAGGCUUAUACCACCGCAUAACCUCCUCCUGAGCGCUUUUUGCAGUCCAAGAGCGACUCUUCAACCAAUCCCAGCUCUAUAGCAACGAGCUUAUCGGCCAGUACUAGGC